Capra hircus (goat) is the source of this 2624-nucleotide messenger RNA. RefSeq names its product zinc finger CCCH-type containing 6 (gene ZC3H6). Gene Ontology annotation, molecular function: metal ion binding; RNA binding. The record is from RefSeq and is a predicted model, not a curated record. Lineage: Eukaryota; Metazoa; Chordata; Mammalia; Artiodactyla; Bovidae. Gene Ontology annotation, cellular component: nucleus. Gene Ontology annotation, biological process: negative regulation of DNA-templated transcription.
GGCAGGCGCCAUUUUAUCGAGCCGCCUGUCUCGGGUGCCGCCAUGUUGGUGAGGAGAAAUCACCGUUACGGCCACUGUCCAAAUCCCCGCGUCGCUGCGCGCCGCCCGCCCGCUCCCAAGCCUCAGCCACCGGCGGCGAAUAGAGACUAAAGCGGCAGCGCCGGCAGCGCGGGGCCGUGGCCCAGUGUUUGCAGUUAGAGCCCCACCUCUCUGGCGUGGUUGUUAAUAGACUGGAAAGUCUGUGUCUGUGUCGCUCACUAGUAACCGUGAGUUUUUACCACUUCGUCACCUCCCGGCGGCGGCCGGGAACAGGUACCCGCAGGCGGCGCAGGGAUUCUCCCCGCGCCCCGCCGCCGCCGGCCUCGCAGACCUGCCCUCCAGCCCCGCCCCGUUCUUGACCAAACAUGACAGACUCUGAACAUGCAGGGCAUGACAGAGAAGAUGGUGAAUUAGAAGAUGGUGAAAUAGAUGAUGCAGGAUUUGAAGAAACACAGGAACAGGAAGCAAAAGAGGAUGAAAAGCAGAAAAAUCAGAAAGCCUACCGAAAAUCAAGGAAAAAACACAAGAAAGAAAAAGAGAAGAAAAAGUCCAAAAGGAGAAAACGUGAGAAGCAUAAGCAUAAUUCUCCAUCCAGUGAUGAUAGCUCAGACUAUAGCCUUGAUUCAGAGGUCGAACAUACAGAAACUUCCCACAGAAAAAGAUCUGGUUUCUACAGAGAUUAUGACAUUCCAUUUUCUCAGCAUGGACAUAUAUCAGGAAACUACAUGGCAUCAAAGAAGAGUCAACAUAACAGAAAAUUUAAAAGUAAAGAAUAUGAUGAGUACAGUACCUACAGUGAUGACAACUUUGGUAGCUACAGUCAGGAAACAGAGGAAGAUUUUGCCAGUCAGCUGAAACAAUACAGGCAAGCUAAAGAAACCUCGAAUACUUCUUUAGGAUCAUCUUUUUCUAAAGAACCAGGGAAAAAACAAAGAUUGAAAGGAAUUCAGCAAGGUACUGAGCAGAGGGUUAAAAGUUUUAAUGUUGCUCGUGGACGAGGUUUGCUGAAAAAAAUCAAACGCAAAGACCGUGGCGGAAGGGUCAACAAAGGGCCAAAUGUGUUUUCAGGAACUGAUGACUAUCAUGAGUAUAGUAAACCAGGGAAAAAAUGGAAGAUUAUGACUCAGGAAUUUAUUAAUCAACAUACAGUGGAACAUAAAGGAAAACAAAUCUGUAAAUACUUUCUGGAAGGGAGAUGUAUUAAGGGAGAUCAAUGUAAAUUUGAUCAUGAUGCAGAGUUGGAGAAGAGGAAAGAGAUCUGCAAAUUUUAUUUACAAGGAUAUUGUACCAAAGGAGAGAACUGCAUUUAUAUGCAUAAUGAAUUUCCAUGUAAGUUCUAUCAUAGUGGAGCAAAAUGUUACCAAGGAGACAACUGUAAAUUUUCACAUGAUGAUCUGACUAAAGAAACAAAGAAACUUUUGGGACAAAGUAAGUGUUUGAAUACUGAAGAAGCUGCAAAUGAAGAUGAAAGAGAAUUAGAAGAACUUAGAAAGCAUGGCAUAACUCCUCUUCCCAAACCACCUCCAGGAGUUGGACUUCUGCCAACCCCACUAGAGCAUUUUCCCUUUUCUGAUCCUGAAGAUGGUUUUCAGACAGAUCUCUCUGAUGAUUUCAAGAAGAUUCCAUCUCUUUUUGAAAUAGUUGUAAAACCUACUGUGGAUUUAGCACAUAAAAUUGGAAAGAAGCCACCAGCAUUUUAUAACAGUGCCUCACCACCAGGACCACAAUUUCAGGAAAGCAGCCCACAUCCUCAACAUGUCUAUAGUUCGGGGUCAAGUCCAGGUCCUGGCCCUAACAUGUCUCAGGGACACAACAGUCCUGUGAUCCACCCAGGCUCCCCUGGACACUGUCCUGGCCUACCAGUGCCACAGAGCCCACCUUUGCUGCCUGGCCCCCCAGGAAUUGUGGGCCCUCACGGUCAAGCUGGAGUACUUGUCAACCCAGAUACGCCUUUGACACCACCAAAUAUGAGUGGUUCUUACCACUUCGGCUUUCCAGAACAUGUAAUGAAAGUACCUAGAGAGAAUCACUGCUCUCCAGGCUCAUCGCACCCACCUGGUGAAAGGCAGCUCAGUACCAGCUAUGAUUCCUUACAAAAUCCCGCUGAGUUUUAUGAUCAUUACUAUUCACAGCAUGCUGUCCAUAAUUUUCAGCCACCCAGUCACUCUGGUGACGGGGUGUGGCAUGGUGACUUUGCCCAGCACCAGGCUCCAGUUGUUCCAGACUCACCUAACCGUGGGAGUGGGUCCGACAGCAGCAGUAAUGUGGCAGGCCAGGGCCCCCUGCCUGCACUGGGUCUCCUCCCUGCUGUCCAGAGAGCUCUUUUUGUCAGACUUACUCAGAAAUACCAAGAAGAUGAAGAACCAAGCAGCACCCAGCCUCAGAGGACACCAAGCAAGGAAGAAGGUGUGUCAGGUGUCAUGAUAGCGUCAUAUCUGUUUGGAUCUACCUAUUCUAUUUCCAGCUACCUUACAGCUACUAUCUUCUUGGGUUUGAUUGUCAUUUCCAGUGCCAUUGAUGCAUUAGUAAUUAAUUGCAGUGGGUUUGAUUUGAAGCAAUAAAUCAGACUGGAGUGUGAGGCCUUG